This is a messenger RNA of Neomonachus schauinslandi (Hawaiian monk seal), 2615 nucleotides long. It is a transcript of the gene NAALADL1, whose product is annotated as N-acetylated alpha-linked acidic dipeptidase like 1. The transcript is spliced from 18 exons. The coding region runs from base 1 to 2232 and encodes 743 amino acids. Gene Ontology annotation, molecular function: carboxypeptidase activity. Lineage: Eukaryota; Metazoa; Chordata; Mammalia; Carnivora; Phocidae. The record is from RefSeq and is a predicted model, not a curated record.
AUGCAGUGGGUGAAGGUGCUUGGGGGGGCGGUGGGGGCCGCUGCCCUCUUGGGGCUGGGGAUCAUCCUGGGCCACGUUGCCAUCCCCAUAGAGGCCGAUGUCCCAGCCCCCAGCAUCUCCCAGGACCUGGAUCUGGAGAUCCUUGAGACCGUCAUGCAACAUCUGGAUGCCAGCAGGAUCCGGGAGAACCUCAGAGAACUCUCCAAGGAGCCUCACCUGGCCUCCAGCCCCCGAGAUGAGGCCCUUGUGCAGGUCCUGCUGCAGCGCUGGCAGGACCCGGAGUCGGGCCUGGACUCGGCUGAGGCCCCCGCCUACCAAGUGCUGCUGUCCUUCCCCGGCCAGGAGCAGCCCAACCUCGUGACCGUCGUGAGUCCCACCGGGAGGGUCCUCUUUUCCUGCCGCCAGAGUGAACAGAACCUGACUGGGGAGCAGGCGGGGCCCGACGUGGUACCACCAUAUGCUGCCUACGCUCCCCCGGGGACCCCCCAGGGCCUCCUCGUCUAUGCCAACAGGGGAACGGAAGAAGACUUUACGAAUCUACAGACUCAGGGCAUCAAACUGGAAGGCACCAUUGCACUGACCCGCUACGGGGGUGCAGGACGCGGGGCCAAGGCUGUGAACGCUGCCAAGUACGGGGUCGCUGGGGUGUUGGUAUACACGGACCCCGCAGACAUCAACGACGGGCUGAGCUCCGCCAAUGCGACCUUCCCAAACUCCUGGCACUUGCCUCCGUCCGGGGUGGAGCGAGGCUCCUACUUUGAGUAUUUGGGGGAUCCCCUGACUCCCUACCUUCCAGCCAAUCCCUCUUCUUUCCGCCUGGACCCUGAUGCUGCCCCUGGAUUUCCUCCAAUUCCCACUCAACCCAUUGGCUUCGAUGAUGCAAAAAUCCUUCUCUGUAACCUCCAGGGAAUCGUGGCCCCGGCUGCCUGGCAGGGAGCACUGGGUUGUGACUACAGGUUGGGGCCUGGCUUCCGGUCUGAUGGUGACUUCCCAGCAGACAGCCAGGUGAACGUGAGUGUCCACAACCGCCUGGAGCUGCGGAACUCCUCCAACGUCCUGGGGAUCAUCCGCGGCGCCGUGGAGCCGGACCGCUAUGUGCUGUACGGAAACCACCGGGACAGCUGGGUACACGGGGCCGUGGACCCCAGCAGUGGCACGGCCGUCCUCCUGGAGCUCUCCCGAGUCCUGGGGACCCUGCUGAAGAAGGGCACCUGGCGUCCCCGCAGAUCAAUAGUGUUUGCAAGCUGGGGGGCAGAGGAGUUUGGGCUCAUUGGCUCCACAGAAUUCACCGAGGAAUUCUUCAGCAAGCUGCAGGAGCGCACCGUGGCCUACAUCAACGUGGACAUCUCGGUGUUUGCCAAUGCCACUUUGAGGGCGCAGGGGACGCCCCCGGUCCAGAGCGUCAUCUUCGCUGCCACCAAACAGAUCCCUGCACCAAGCCCUGUUGGCCUCAGCAUCUACGACAACUGGAUCCGGUAUUCCAACCGUAGCAGCCCAGCCUACGGCCUGGUCCCCAGCCUGGGCUCUCUGGGUGCCGGCAGCGACUAUGCACCGUUCGUUCACUUCCUGGGCAUCUCCUCCAUGGACAUCGCCUACACCUAUGACCGGAGCAAGACCUCAGCCAGGAUCUACCCCACCUACCACACGGCCUUCGACACCUUUGGUUACGUGGACAAAUUUGUGGACCCUGGCUUCGGCAGCCACCAGGCUGUGGCCCGGACAGCAGGGAGCGUGCUUCUUAGGCUCAGUGACAGCCUCUUUCUUCCGCUGAAUGUCAGUGACUAUGGAGAGACCCUCCGAAGUUUCCUGCAGGCUGCCCAGCAGAACCUGGGGGCCCUGUUGGAGCAGCACAGCAUCAGCCUGGGGCCUCUGGUGACUGCAGUGGAGAAGUUUGAGGGAGCAGCUGUGGCCUUGGACCAACACAUAUCAGCGCUGCAGAAGGGCACCCCUGACCCCCUGCAGGUCCGGAUGCUCAACGACCAGCUGAUGCUCUUGGAACGGACCUUCCUAAACCCGCGAGCCUUCCCAGAGGAACGCUACUACAGCCACGUGCUCUGGGCACCCCGCACUGGCUCCGUAGCCACAUUCCCCGGCCUGGCCAAUGCCUGCUCCAGGGCCAUGAACACAGGCCUUGGAUCCACAGCCUGGGCUGAAGUGCAGAGGCAGCUCAGCAUCUUGGUGGUGGCCCUGGAGGGCGCAGCAGCCACCCUAAGGCCUGUGGCUGACCUCUGACCCCAGCUCCCCACCGUCCUUCAACCUAUCCCACUCCAAUUUUUCUUGGGUGUGUCCCAGUCUUCCUUGAUGCCAACCUGAGGCACAAUCAUGGGACCCUAUUAAGCUUCUGAGACAACAGCUUAGGGUCCCACCAGUUGUGGACACCUGAGGGGAGGGAAGCCUUCCUCAUUCUGGCUCUUGGUUGGCAAAGGGUGAAGAACAGGAGACAGGAAUGGUGGGGAGUGGUGCUCUUGGUGUGGGUGAGUAAGGAUGGGAUGCAUAAUGCCAACGAGAGCUACCCCUCAGGGACCAGCAGGGAAACUGAGGCCCAGGAUGGAUAGUCUGGGUUCUUCUCCCCGUACACCCCUAUCGUGUCUCAACUCCUCCCUGCUCUCCCCCAA